Penicillium chermesinum is the source of this 1590-nucleotide messenger RNA. RefSeq lists its product as uncharacterized. Gene Ontology annotation, molecular function: medium-chain fatty acid-CoA ligase activity. Bases 1 to 1590 code for a protein of 529 amino acids. The record is from RefSeq and is a predicted model, not a curated record. Gene Ontology annotation, biological process: fatty acid metabolic process. The transcript is spliced from 9 exons. NCBI's taxonomy places the organism in Eukaryota, Fungi, Ascomycota, Eurotiomycetes, Eurotiales, Aspergillaceae.
AUGCAGGGUCCUCUCCAACCGCCCUUGAUCGAGUCAACUGUCGGUGAUCACUUUGUGAAGAUAGUGGCAGCAUAUGGCGAUCGCCCAGCCCUCAUAUCAAGACACCAAAACGAUAUCGCCACGUUCGAUUCGCUAGACUUUAGAAGCAAUGCAUUGGCUCGGGGAUUACAAUCAGUCGGUGUCAAGAAGGGAGACCGAGUUGGAGUGAUGCUGGGGAACUCAAUGGAAUAUGUCGUUGCUACAUAUGCUCUAUUCAAGCUAGGAGCCAUCUUGGUGCCUUUGAAUCCUUCGUUCAAUGCCUCCCAAGUUGCAUCUGCACUAGAUCAUCUCAAAUCCAGCCAUCUGAUCAUAAACGCGGAAUCCAAUCUCCCCCGCAAAGAUCCCCGCGACAAUAUCCCUUUACUAAAGCAUUUGGUGCAAGACCUAUCUGGCUCAGGAUUAUCUUCGGAAUUGGUCCCAUCACUCAAGAAGAUCAUCUUGGUCGAUAAUUCCUUAGGUCGUCCAGAUCUGUCAGACUACUCGAGUCUCAUUCCAUUCGCAGACCUCGUGUCCGAGCUACCCGCCGAUGGACGUUCCUUACCGGACCAGAACCUCUCACCACACGAGAUUGUUAAUAUUCAAUUCACUUCCGGCACCACUGCAAUGCCCAAGGCCGCUUCUCUUAGCCACCGCUCUAUCUUAAACAACGGCUCCCAGAUCGGCGAUCGCAUGCUCCUCACUCCUCAGGACAUCGUCUGCUGCCCGCCUCCGCUAUUCCACUGUUUUGGUUCCAUUCUUGGCCUCAUGGCGACGGUCACGCAUGGCGCUGCCAUCGUCUUCCCAUCCGAAUCAUUCCAUGCCCGCGCCACUCUACAGGCCGUCCAGGAAGAAAAUGCACGGCGCUCUACGGAGUCCCGACGAUCAGGAAGCAGUAUUCCCGCAGAGCUAAUGAAGAAGCUGCACCGGGUGCUGAAUCUCACAGAACUAACAAUCUGCUAUGGAAUGACGAAGACCAGUCCCGUCUCCUGCAUGACGACUACGGACGACCCCAUGGAUAAGCGGAUUGGCUCCGUGGGAAGACUCAUGCCGCAUGUCGAGGCUAAGGUGGUGAGCCCGAGUAACCAUAAUCAAAUCCUGCCCAUCGAGGCAAAGGGCGAGCUUGCUGUACGCGGGUACCUACUAAUGAAAGAAUAUUGGGGAGAUCCAGAGAAGACUGCAGAGGUUAUGCUGAAGGAUAAGUAUGGGAAAGUUUGGAUGCAUACUGGCGACGAGGCUAGACUUGAUCAUUCGUGGGGAGAAAACAUUCACCCUUUGGAGAUCGAGAACUGCCUAUACGCCCACCCAGGAGUCGUGGAUGUCUCCGUAGUCGGAGUCCCAGAUGCACGUUAUGGCGAAGUCGUCGCAGCUUUUGUGGUACCUCGAGACAGUCCGAGUUCGGUCUCCGAGAACGAGAUUCAACAAUGGGUGCGUGAUCGCCUAAGCAACCACCUCGUUCCGAAAUAUGUCUUCUUCCUUGGCGCAUCCGAAACUUUCCCAAAGACGGCGAGCGGCAAGAUCCAGAAGUUCAAGCUCAAGGAAAGAGCAAUCGAUCUUCUAGCAGGAAAGAAGUAG